CAAGCUCCAAAAAACUCCAACUCCCAGGAUGCUUUGCACGGGAAGUUCUGCCUUUGCAAGCAAGGCAUUCGAGUCCUGAAGCUGGAGCGCGCAUGCCUGGGCCAUGGGGCUGAAGAGCGCCCAGAAGGCCCUCUUCCCGCUCCGCUCGGUGCAGGACGUGGUGCGCCUCUUUGAGCUGGAGCUGCGCCGCGAGCAGCCCGACCUGGUGCUUCUCUCCCUGGUGCUGGGCUUCGUGGAGCACUUCCUGGCCGUCAACCGGGUGCUGCCCACCAACGUGCCGGGCAUCAGCUUCGAGCCGGCCCAAGGCCCCGAGAGCCUCACCUACUUCCCGGUGGCCGACCUCAGCAUCGUGGGCGCCCUCCACGCCCGCUUCACCGCCCAGAUUCGGGGGGCCGUCGACCUCUCGCUCUACCCGCGCCCGGAUGGCUACUCCUCCCGGGAGCUGGUCAAGAAAGUCUCGGACGUCAUCUGGAACAGCCUGAGCCGCUCCUACUUCAAGGACCGGGCCCACAUCCAGUCCCUCUUCAGCUUCAUCACAGGGACCAAACUGGACAGCUCGGGCGUGGCCUUUGCGGUGGUGGGGGCCUGCCAGGCGCUGGGGCUGCUGGACGUCCACCUGGCGCUCUCCGAGGACCAUGCCUGGGUGGUCUUCGGCAAGGACGGCGAGCAGACGGCGGAGGUGACGUGGCACGGAAAGGGCAACGAGGACCGGCGGGGGCAGACCGUGAACGCCGGCGUGGCCGAACGGAGCUGGCUGUACCUGAAAGGCUCCUGCCUGUGCUGCACCCGCCAGAUGGAAGUGGCCUUCAUGGUUUGCGCCAUCAACCCUUCCAUCGACCUCCACUCGGACAGCCUGGAGUUGCUGCAACUGCAGCAGAAGUUGCUCUGGGUCCUCUACGAUUUAGGCCACUUGGAGAAGUAUCCCAUGGCUUUGGGGAACUUGGCCGACUUGGAGGAACUCGAACCCACGCCGGGGCGCCCUGACCCGCUCUUCCUUUAUCACCAGGGCAUCAAUUCAGCCAAGCAGUACUACCACAACGAGCACAUCUACCCGUACAUGUACCUGGCCGGGUACCACUGCCGGAACAAGAACGUCAAGGAGGCGUUGGAGGCCUGGGCCGACUCGGCCACCGUCAUCCAAGAUUAUAACUAUUGCCGAGAAGAUGAGGAGAUCUACAAGGAGUUCUUUGACGUGGCCAACGACGUGAUUCCCAAUUUAUUAAAAGAGGUCGCCAGCUUGGCCGACUUGGCCGAAGAGAAAGGAAGCUGUGACAGGGCGGAGGGUUCGCCGUCCCAACAUGGGGGGUCGGCCCUCCAGGACCCCGAGUGCUUUGCCCACCUCCUCCGCUUCUACGACGGGAUCUGCAAGUGGGAGGAAGGCAGCCCCACGCCCGUCCUCCACGUCGGAUGGGCCACCUUCUUGGUCCAGUCCUUGAGCCGCUUCGAUGGGACGGUCCGGCAGAAGGUGACCCUGGUGAGCCGGGACGUGGAGGCCAACGAGGACGACGACCAAGGCAGCGAAGACCCCCGGGAAGGCCGUCGCCGGGGUCCCCGCCGGGAGUCCAAGCCCGAGGAGCCUCCGCUGCCCAAGAAGGUGGCCGAGCGCCGGCGGCCGAGCUCCAGCCAGAGGGUGGACCGUCCGGCCCCGGAGAAGGAGGACGCGCCCGGCGGGGGUCCCAGCCCCCCUCCCGAGGGUCCGGUCCUGACCUUCCAGAGCGAGAAGAUGAAGGGCAUGAAGGAGCUGCUGGUGGCGGCCAAGAUCAACUCCAGCGCCAUCAAGCUCCAGCUCACGGCUCAGUCGCAGGUCCAGCUGAAGAAGCAGAAGGCCUCGGCCCCCCGGGACUACACCCUGGCCUUCCUCAAAAGACCCCGGAAGUCCCUCUGAGACCCCCCCCCCCCCGGGGACCAUAAGGACUCCUUUUUCGUUUCGUUUGGGAAGGAGACGAAUUAUUGUUUCCGUUGGGAGACUUUGGGCGUCGCGCUAGACCUAGAUCCGAUAUUGUUUUCUUUCCGCAUCUGUUUCUGUCCCCUGAUCUAGUUCUUCAACAAGGAAUGUAAUAGAGUAAUAAAAAAGUCAAAAUGCUAACUCCUCCCGGGACUAACCAUUAAAAAGUGUAGGAAAAGUUG
Messenger RNA from Anolis carolinensis (green anole), 2127 nucleotides. It is a transcript of the gene men1, whose product is annotated as menin 1. The record is from RefSeq and is a predicted model, not a curated record. The coding region runs from base 104 to 1885 and encodes 593 amino acids. The transcript has 10 exons. NCBI's taxonomy places the organism in Eukaryota, Metazoa, Chordata, Lepidosauria, Squamata, Anolidae. Gene Ontology annotation, molecular function: transcription cis-regulatory region binding; chromatin binding; Y-form DNA binding. Gene Ontology annotation, cellular component: histone methyltransferase complex; chromatin; nucleus. Gene Ontology annotation, biological process: regulation of transcription by RNA polymerase II; negative regulation of cell population proliferation; negative regulation of cell cycle.